Molecule: messenger RNA, 1374 nt
Organism: Colletotrichum acutatum
Lineage: Eukaryota; Fungi; Ascomycota; Sordariomycetes; Glomerellales; Glomerellaceae
Product: peptidase C14, caspase domain-containing protein
Exons: 3
Coding region: 164-1183 (339 amino acids)
Biological process (GO): proteolysis
Molecular function (GO): cysteine-type endopeptidase activity
Source: RefSeq, a predicted model, not a curated record
CCGGACCAGGGCUACAUCGGAAGGUAUGCACCCCCUUCCCAUCCUCCGCCUCCGGGCCUCGACGUAUACGGCUACCCUGUCAAUUCCGGCCACCAGGGAAGACCCCGUGAGUAUCACACGCCUCGCUUCCUCAAAGUCUCAUGAGUAUUGAUUCGUCUCAGAUAUGCCCACGGUAAACUCCAACGACUGGGCUCACGGAAACCGAAACGCGCCCCCUCCCCCGCCUUCAGGCGCCCAGCAGUUCGGCCACGGCGCUCCGGAUGGCUACAGCUUCCAGUAUUCCACCUGCCAGGGUAAGAGGAAAGCCCUCCUCAUCGGCAUCAACUACUUUGGCCAGGAUGGUGAGCUGCGCGGCUGCAUCAACGACGUCAAGAACCUAUCGGCCUUCCUGACAGAAAAGUACGGCUACAAGCGUGAAGACAUGGUUAUCCUCACCGACGAUCAGCAGCAGGCCAUGGGCCAGCCCACGAAGAACAAUAUCCUCCGCGCCAUGCACUGGCUCGUUCAGGGCGCACAGCCAAAUGACUCUUUGUUCUUCCACUACUCUGGUCACGGCGGCCAGACUGAGGAUCUGGAUGGCGAUGAAGACGACGGCUAUGACGAAGUCAUCUACCCCGUUGAUUACAAGGAAGCCGGUCACAUUGUCGACGACGAGAUGCAUCUCAUCAUGGUCCGACCCCUCCAGCCCGGCGUGAGACUUACAGCCAUCUUCGAUUCAUGCCACUCUGGUUCCGCGCUCGACUUGCCCUACAUUUACUCCACCAAGGGCGUCCUCAAGGAGCCCAAUCUGGCCAAGGAAGCCGGUCAGGGACUGCUCAAGGCAUUCACGGCUUACACCUCGGGCGACCUAGGUGGCGUCGCGAGCUCCAUCUUCAGCUUCGGCAAGCGCGCCAUUGCCGGCGACGAUGCCUACGAAAAGACAAAGGACACCCGUACCUCUCCCGCCGACGUCAUCAUGUGGUCCGGCAGCAAGGACAGUCAGACAUCUGCCGACGCUACCAUUGCGAACCAAGCCACGGGCGCCAUGUCGUACGCUUUCAUCACGGCUCUUAAGAAGAACCCCCAGCAAAGCUACGUCGAGCUUCUCAACAGCAUUCGCGACGUCCUGGAGGAGAAGUACACCCAGCUGCCUCAACUUUCAAGCAGUCACCCUAUUGACACGGAUCUUCUGUAUGUGAUGUAAAUCUUCUGGUGUCCGAUGCGGAACCUUUCCAUAAGGAAAAAAAAAAAGCAGGGCACGCAAAGUUGGGAAACUGGUGCUUUAAAGCGUAGCAAUGACAAAUGUCAUCCAAAUACAAAUGAUUCAUGAUGACCAUCGUUUCCCGUAAAUUUGAACUGAAAAAAAAAAACAAAAAAAAAAACAAAAAAAAAAAC